Messenger RNA from Oryza brachyantha (malo sina), 1093 nucleotides. RefSeq lists its product as uncharacterized. Lineage: Eukaryota; Viridiplantae; Streptophyta; Magnoliopsida; Poales; Poaceae. The coding region runs from base 197 to 649 and encodes 150 amino acids. The transcript is spliced from 2 exons. The record is from RefSeq and is a predicted model, not a curated record.
CUAGCUUCGCCUUUCACUUUCCCUUUCCCUCUCCCUCUCCCCCUCCCCUGCGACCAAGGGAAAAGAGAGAAACCGAGCCAGCGCAGCGCGGCGCGGUCGCCCACCCUUGGCCGCUGGGCUCUCGUCCUCCUCUACUCCUACUUCUUCCACCCCCUCUUCUCGCCCAAAUCGAUCCAGAUCCGAUGCCUACGGAAGCAUGGUGAGGACGCUCGAGAGCAGCUACUCCGCCAAAGACGUCGCCUACAGCUGUGGGUACUGUGGCUACGCAUUAAACCUGAGCUCCUCGACGCGCAACACCGCAAACAUUGGGUCCAAGUAUGGCAAGCAGAUCAGGAAAGGUGUGAUCUCGUUCUUUUCCGUCGACGAGAGCCGGUUCACGCAAACCGAUGAGGUGAGCUGCACGCCGUACUUCCACUCAAGGCGAUCCUGGGGUUUCUUCAGAAAGAGGACGAGGUUGUUCUGCCGCAAAUGCGGUGGUCGUAUCGGCAGCGCUUAUGAGGACGAGGGUUCUUCUACCUUGUAUGGUGGCUCAGAUGACUUGCAUAUGGCUUCCGAGGGCAGCAGCAUCUCAAUUGGAAAGAAAUAUGUUAUCAGGAUCAAUGCGCUGCGGCCUUCGACGGAUGACACCGGUGUUCCCUUCACCUCGUGAUGGCGGUUUAACCCGCCGCGCUAGCGUGCACUUUUCAGUUCUUGGUUUACAUAUACUGGACUGUGAAUCAAUUACAGAACCAAGAGACUUGAUUUCUCAGAGGGUUUAGCACUUUCUCGUUUCCUUUCUGCAGCGGUGUGUGUAAGCGUAUAUUUGAUAGGAAUGUGCGGAAUUUUGCAUGUCUACAUAUUGUAAAAUGGAAGAGUUUGUUGUGUACAUACAUAUACGUUCAUGGUUCAGAGGGUGUGCAUCAUGGCCCUAAAUUUGGUUGUUCCUCUUUUUUGGGGGGUAUUAGCCUGAUAGUUUAUGAUGUGCAGUGGUGUGUUCACCGUGCUUGUGUCUUGUAGGUUUCAAAGAAAGAUUGUACUGAAGCAUUGUAGUGUACUAUGUUAAUUUUUUUGUACAUCUAAAGAAUGUAUACUAGACGGUUGUUAUUUGUGUCUA